UGUGGCCCCGCCCCGGACCGCCAUUGCCGGGCCUGUGGGGCCGUGCUGUCGCAGGUCCGUCUUUCGCUGAGCAGGGCGGGGCGACCGGCCUGACAGGGCUGCCCCCCCGCCCACUGAGGUCGCAUUUCCCCACGGCUAGGCAAGUCUCCUGCCCGCGUUGCCGGCCCCCUGGCCCGGAGGGGAGGCCCGAGCUCGGGGCCUCCCACGGGAGGGGCCUGCGUUCGAGAGAACCAUUUUCCAGUCUCAGAGGCUCCUGUGGGCACGAUCGACCUUGAGCCAACCGCGUUUCGGAGGCCCUUCCUGUCCCCAAAGGGCUUCUCUCCGCGUUCCCCAGGAGCCUAGCCAGGUCGUUAGACGAACAAGUCGGUACACCGAUCGCGCCGGUCCCGCAGCAGAGGCACAGCACUGGCUCAUCCCUGACCCUCACCCAAACCUGCUCAUCUGCUUUGUAGCCUCCAGAGCGCACAGUCCUCAAACAGUUCACCUGCCGGCAGCCGCAACCCAGCGGGAGAAGUGGACAUGAGACUAGCAGGUCCAGAGAACUCAGUGACUGCAGAGCCACGGGCCAGGAAGUAUAAGUGUGGCCUGCCCCAGCCAUGUCCUGAGGAACACCUGGCCUUCCGCAUGGUCAGCGGGGCUGCCAAUGUCAUCGGACCCAAGAUCUGCCUCGAGGACAAGAUGCUCAUGAGCAGUGUCAAGGACAACGUGGGCCGUGGACUGAACAUUGCCCUGGUGAAUGGGGUCAGUGGUGAGCUCAUCGAGGCCCGGGCCUUCGACAUGUGGGCAGGAGAUGUCAAUGAGCUACUGAAGUUCAUACGGCCAUUGCAUGAAGGCACCCUGGUGUUUGUGGCAUCCUACGACGACCCAGCCACCAAGAUGAAUGAAGAGACCAGGAAGCUUUUCAGCGAUCUGGGCAGCAAGAAUGUCAAGGACUUGGCCUUCAGGGACAGCUGGGUGUUUGUAGGGGCCAAGGGUGUGCAGAACAAGAGCCCCUUUGAGCAGCACGUGAAGAACAGUAGGCACACCAAUAAGUACGAAGGCUGGCCCGAGGCACUGGAGAUGGAAGGCUGCAUCCCUAGGAGAACCACAGCCAGCUAGCCAGCUGAGCGCAAGGACCAGGCUGAGCAAGGCUGCAUAUCCCUGGCCCAGGAGGAGGCAGCGGCAGCGGCAGUGCCAGCACAGGGCGGAGUCCUGACCCCACACCCAGCCAGGAGUGCUCUCUUGCUUCUCACAUCAGGACUCCAAGGUGGUGACCGGUGACCAGUGUGUGACUGGUGGUGGGGACUACAAUGGCCAGCCUCAUCACACUUUGUCAAGGGAGCCCAGGUACCCAUCUCCUUUUCCUAAAGCUGCUUCCCCUAGUCAGCCCCCACCCAAUUCCCAAGCACCCCCCCAGGCACAAGGCCUUGGUGCUCACCCCUUUACUGCACAGCCAGCUGGUUGGACAUCUUCCAAAACCUCUCCACCCCACACCCGUUCACUUUCUGCAGGCUAGUCCUGUUUUGAAUGUGAUUCCAUCUGGUGAGCCACACCUGGCAGCUGUAGCAGGGGACCUGGCCGCCUCUUGCCCCGCUCUCUGCAGGAAGGGGCUGCCUUAGAGCCUGGCUGGCCAGGGUAUAAGGUAAUGAGCCUGGUCACAGUCCCUAGUACAGUGGGUGGCAGCUCCUGCAAUUUGUCAGAGGACUCGGCUUCCAGAUAACCUGUUAAUAAAUUGGUGCCCCCAGUGGAAUGAGUGCAUUCAGUGCGGAGUCAGGGGUGGUGGUGUCCUAGGGGGGAGGGACGUGUCCAGGAGGCUCAGCCGACCUACCCCUACAGCCUUAGCAGACAGCCUUAUCUCCAAGUCUCCUGCCACGGACAUGUCCUGCUAUUGCUGAGCUGUGUCUCAGGCAGUGAGCAGAGCAGCUCCCCAGCUGGUAGCCCCAUAUCCUUGUCUAGGGGAGACAGUUCUGCCUUCUGGGGCUGCAGGAAACCCACUGACUCCUUCAGACACAGCACAGGUCUGUAGGGACACAGAUGGGAAUUAAAACCAGUCCUAGGGGCCUCCCCACUACACCCAGCCUCCCUGAGAGCUAGUGUGUCUCCCUGAAGCACUCAACUUUGGAAGCCUUUGAAAUCAGGGCUGCGAAGGGCAGAGUCACCAAAGCCUCACAGAUUAGUUGUAUUUCCCUUCACUGAGUGAGAACUAGCAUGAAACUAUCAGGAGUUUUGCUGGAAUACCACAUCUAGAGAGUGCAGAAAUGCUCUGGGGUCAGAAAAAGAAGAGAAGGCAGUUUGGACUUCCUAAAUGGGAGGAACUGGGGCACCAGCUAGGCAGCCUCGAGGGGUCCAUGGUGGGGGUGAUGAACUCACAAGUCCUGUUCUGGAGAUGGGCUUCCCAAGCCUCUGCCUUCUAGGAGUUCAGUGCUGCCAGAAUGCAAGCAAAAUGUCAAGAAAUGAAGGGUUUAAAGAGGUGGCAGAAGAGGAGUGAGAGACCCAGGAAGGAGAGGCUUUGGUUGUGAUGCCAGGACUGGGAAGGGUCAGGGAAUUGGAGACUCAAGGAGGGCCCAGAUUGCUUGCUCAAGAGAUGGUGAUCAUGGAAGCUGACACCCAGCCUGACCCUGUGCCAAGCACUUUAUGUGUAUUCUUUUUUUAUAGACAUUAUAUUUUAUAGAGUUCACAGCAAAGUUGAGCAGAAGGUACAGAGAGAGAGAUCCCACAUACAUACCCAACCUCCACUGACACAUCAUCAUCACUCAAAGCCCAAAGUUGACAUUAGGGUUCCCUCUUGUGUAGUAGUCUGUGGGUCUGACAAAUAUAUAAUGAUGUAUAUCUACUA
Molecule: messenger RNA, 2815 nt
Organism: Molossus molossus (Pallas's mastiff bat)
Lineage: Eukaryota; Metazoa; Chordata; Mammalia; Chiroptera; Molossidae
Gene: FAM3A
Product: FAM3 metabolism regulating signaling molecule A
Exons: 8
Coding region: 520-1098 (192 amino acids)
Source: RefSeq, a predicted model, not a curated record